Messenger RNA from Colletotrichum abscissum, 915 nucleotides. RefSeq names its product NmrA-like family protein. The coding region runs from base 1 to 915 and encodes 304 amino acids. The transcript is spliced from 2 exons. Lineage: Eukaryota; Fungi; Ascomycota; Sordariomycetes; Glomerellales; Glomerellaceae. The record is from RefSeq and is a predicted model, not a curated record. Gene Ontology annotation, cellular component: nucleus.
AUGGCACGAGCAAUUCUGGUUUGCGGCGCGACUGGAAAGCAGGGCGGCGCAGUCAUCAACCACCUCGUCGAACAGAAUGCCGACUUUGAGAUCCUCGCCGUCACCCGCGACGCAACCUCCGGAUCCGCCCAGCGUCUCUUGAAAAAGUCGUCCAAAGUUCAUCUCGUCCAGGGUAACUUGGCCGACCCGACUGCGCUUUUCAAGACUGCGCAAGAUGUCGCCUCGUCUCCUAUCUGGGGAGUCUUCAGUGUCCAGGUCCCGAUGGGCUUCGGCCAAGGUGGAGGCGGCGAACUAGGCCAAGGCAAAGCCCUCGUCGACGCAUCCCUCAAAGCAGGCGUCAAAUUCUUCGUCUACACCUCCGUCGAGCGUCACGGCGCAGACAACGCGACGGAUGUGCCUCACUUCGCCCACAAGCACGAGAUCGAGCAGCACCUCUUCAACAAGUCCAAGGGCACCGACAUGGAGUGGGCCGUCCUCCGCCCCGUGGCUUUCAUGGACAACCUCACGGACAACCUCUUUGGGAGGGUUUUCACCACCUCGUGGCGCAUGGCGGUCAAGGGGAAGCCGCUGCAGCUUAUUGCUGUCAGCGACAUUGGCUACUUUGGCGCCGAGGCGUUUCUACACCCUGAGAAGUACAAGGGCCGCGGGGUCUCGCUUGCGGGCGACGAUUUGACGAUUGAGCAGUUUUCUGCGGUGUUCAAGAGGAAUACGGGCAAGGAGCUGCCUGGGACGUAUAGGGUCUUGUGUUGGCUAAUCAUGACGAUGGUGAAGGACUUUGGGUACAUGUUCAAGUGGUUCCACGAUAUUGGGUAUGAUGUUGACAUUGCGGCCCUGAGAAAGGAGUAUCCUGGGCUCAAGGACUUUGAGACUUGGCUGAAGGCGGAGAGCGAGUACGCAGGUAGUAUUCGGUCUUGA